AUGGAAGAGCAGGACCAGGAAGGACCUGGACCUGGCAAGAGAGCAAGGAAAAGUCCCCAGCCCAUCCAAGCUGGGAGUGGCAUUGAAUCCUGGGAGAGAGCUGUGCCAGAGAUCUGGGAUCAGGAGCCCUUGAACUCAGAAGUAUUUUGCCAACGUUUCCGGCAGUUCCGCUUCUAUGAGGCCGAUGGGCCCCGAGAGGUUUGCAGCCAGCUCCUUGGACUUUGCAACCACUGGCUGAAGCCGGAGAGACACACCAAGAAGCAGAUUCUGGACCUGGUGAUCCUGGAGCAGUUCUUGACCCUCCUGCCCCAGGAAAUGCAGCACUGGGUUAGAGGAUGCGGGCCGGAGACCAGUUCCCAAGCGGUGGCCCUGGCCGAAGGCUUCCUCCUGAGUCAGGCAGAGGAGAAGAGGCAGGCUGAAAAGAUGUGGGGUCCAUCCGUGAAGAUGGAAGCUAAGUUCUGUGAGAUGGAAAGGGCUCUGUCAGAGGAAGGGCAGCAAGCCCGGGCCCAGGAGUGUGCCCGAGAUGCCAUCACAUGCGGCAGUGAAGAGACAGUGUUGAUCCAUUCUCUUUGCAGAGGUGUGGAGACAGCUGCUGCUCCUCCAGUGCAGUCUCCGGUUUCCUUUGAGGAGGUGGCCGUGUAUUUUACUGAGGCAGAGUGGGCCCUGCUGGAUCCGAACCAAAGAGAUCUCUACGAGGAAGUCAUGCUUGAGAACUACAGGAGUGUGGCCUCUGCGGCAGGGAAUGAUCAGUGGAAUGAGGGUGAUGAGGAAGUGCAUCAGCUAUUGACAGAUAAAGUGAAGUAUGAAUAUUUGAAAGGAAACUUCAAGAAUCAAGGCAGACAAAAGAGGCAGAAGGGAAGUCACAUCGUCGAGAAGAGGGAUAAACCCAUUCCUGGCCAAGAGCAGGAUUUCCAUGAACUAAUCCACAAGGUGGAGGUGGCAUGCAAGUGUUUGGAGUGCAGAAUGAACUUCUCAAAUCAAGCCCAAUACAAGAUCCAUUUGCAAAUGCAUAGUGGAAAGAAGACUCAACAAUGCUUGGAGUGUUGCAAGAGCUUCCUUCACAGUGCAGAGCUCCUUAGACAUCAAAGAACACAUAAACCUUAUAGCUGCUCAGACUGUAGCAAGAGCUUCUCACAGAAAUUAGACCUAUUUCAACACCAAAGAACUCAUUCAGGAGAGAAGCCAUUAAUCUGCAUGAAAAAUGAAAGAGUGUACUCUUGUGGAAGAAAGGGAAAUGCAUUUUUCCAAAAGCCUAGAGUGAUGGGGGCACAUAAAUGCUUUCCUUGUGGAAAGUACUUCAGAUGCAGAUCACACCUUGUGCACCAAAGAGUACACACAAGAGAGAAACCGUUUGAAUGCUCAGAGUGUGGAAAGAGAUUCAAAUGCAGUGGCAAUCUUCAAAAGCAUUUAAGAACCCACACAGGGGAGAAACCUUUUGAAUGCUCAGUGUGUGGAAAGAGAUUCAUACGAAGUGGCGAUCUUCAAAAGCAUUUAAGAACCCACACAGGGGAGAAACCUUUUGAAUGCUCAGAGUGUGGAAAGAGAUUCAACAGCAGUGACCAUCUUCAAAAACAUUUAAGAACCCACACAGGGGAGAAACCUUUUGAAUGCUCAGAGUGUCAAAAGAGGUUUAAUCGCAGUGGCAAUCUUCAAAGGCAUCUAAGAACCCACACAGGGGAGAAACCUUUUGAAUGCUCAGAGUGUGGGAAAAGAUGCAGACUCAGUGCCGAUCUUCAAAGUCAUCUAAGAACCCACACAGGGGAAAAACCUUUUGAAUGCUCAGAGUGUGGAAAGAGAUUCAGACGCAGUGGCGAUCUUCAAAGUCAUGUAAGAACCCACACAGGGGAGAAACCUUUUGAAUGCUCAGAGUGUGGAAAUAAAUUUAAUCAGAGGUGCAGUCUUAAACAGCAUCAAAGAAUCCACACUGGGAUGAAACCUUUUGAAUGCUCAGAGUGUGGAAAGAGAUUCAGUCAGAAUGGCACUCUUAAAGAGCAUCAAAGAACACACACAGGGGAGCAACCUUUUGAAUGCUCAGAGUGUGGUAAGAGAUUCACAUGCAGUAGCAAUCUUCAAACGCAUUUAAGAACCCACACAGGGGAGAAACCUUUUGAAUGCUCAGAGUGUAAAAAGAGAUUCAGACGCAGUGGCGAUCUUCAAAGUCAUCUAAGAACCCACACAGGAGAGAAACCUUUUGAAUGCUCAGAGUGUGGAAAGAGAUUCAGUUACAUUGGCAGUCUUCAAACACAUAAAAGAACCCACAGAGGGGAGAAACCCUUUGAAUGCUCAGAGUGUGGAAAGAAAUUCAGUCAUAGUAGUGCUUUUCAAAGGCACCAAAGGACCCACACAGGGGAA
Molecule: messenger RNA, 2352 nt
Organism: Euleptes europaea (tarantolino)
Lineage: Eukaryota; Metazoa; Chordata; Lepidosauria; Squamata; Sphaerodactylidae
Product: oocyte zinc finger protein XlCOF6-like
Exons: 5
Biological process (GO): negative regulation of transcription by RNA polymerase II
Molecular function (GO): DNA-binding transcription repressor activity, RNA polymerase II-specific
Source: RefSeq, a predicted model, not a curated record